Tachyglossus aculeatus (Australian echidna) is the source of this 3571-nucleotide messenger RNA. It is a transcript of the gene KIF2A, whose product is annotated as kinesin family member 2A. The transcript is spliced from 21 exons. Gene Ontology annotation, biological process: microtubule-based movement. Gene Ontology annotation, molecular function: microtubule motor activity; ATP binding; microtubule binding. Bases 32 to 2266 code for a protein of 744 amino acids. Lineage: Eukaryota; Metazoa; Chordata; Mammalia; Monotremata; Tachyglossidae. The record is from RefSeq and is a predicted model, not a curated record.
GGUGCCGUCGGUCCGGGCCCGCCGUGAGGGGAUGGCCGCCAACAGCUUCGGCAAGAUCCUCAUCGGGAUUUACGUGGAGAUUAAGCGGAGCGAUGGCCGGAUACACCAAGCCAUGGUAACAUCUCUGAACGAAGAUAACGAAAGUAUAACCGUCGAGUGGAUCGAGAAUGGAGAUACAAAGGGCAAAGAGAUUGACCUGGAGAGUAUAUUUUCACUUAACCCUGACCUGGCCCCUGAUGAGGACAUUGAACCCAGCCCAGAAGCACUCCCACCUCCUACUCCUUCUGCCAAAAUAAGUAAGAUUGUGAAGAAUCGGCGGACCGUGGCUCCAAUUAAGAAUGAUACUCCUGCUAGAGAUAAUAGAGUGGUUGGUUCUGCCCGUGCCCGGCCUAGUCAACUUCCUGACCAGUCUUCCUCUGCACAACAGAAUGGUAGUGUUUCAGAUAUAUCUCCAGUUCAAGCUGCAAAAAAGGAAUUUGGACCCCCUUCACGUAGGAAAUCCAAUUGUGUGAAAGAGGUCGAGAAGCUACAAGAAAAACGUGAAAAAAGGAGGUUGCAGCAGCAAGAGCUUAGAGAAAAAAGGGCCCAGGACGUUGAUGCCACCAACCCGAAUUAUGAAAUUAUGUGUAUGAUCAGAGACUUUAGAGGAAGCUUGGACUACAGACCCCUGACCACAGCAGAUCCUAUCGACGAACACAGGAUAUGCGUUUGCGUAAGAAAACGGCCGCUCAACAAAAAAGAAACGGUAAUGAAAGACCUUGAUGUGAUCACAAUUCCCAGUAAAGAUGUCGUGAUGGUACAUGAGCCCAAACAAAAAGUAGAUUUGACCCGGUACCUAGAAAACCAAACCUUUCGCUUUGACUACGCCUUCGAUGAUUCUGCUCCCAAUGAAAUGGUGUACAGGUUUACAGCCAGGCCACUGGUGGAAACUAUAUUUGAGAGGGGAAUGGCCACUUGUUUUGCUUAUGGGCAAACAGGCAGUGGAAAAACCCAUACCAUGGGUGGCGACUUUUCUGGCAAGAACCAAGAUUGUUCUAAAGGAAUUUACGCCCUAGCAGCUCGUGAUGUCUUUCUAAUGUUAAAGAAGCCAAACUACAAGAAGCUGGAACUUCAAGUUUAUGCGACAUUUUUUGAAAUUUAUAGCGGUAAGGUGUUUGACUUGCUAAACAGGAAGACCAAACUGCGAGUGCUGGAGGAUGGCAAGCAGCAAGUCCAGGUGGUGGGCUUGCAGGAGCGGGAGGUCAGAUGCGUUGAAGAUGUUCUGAAGCUCAUUGAGAUAGGCAACAGCUGCAGGACGUCUGGGCAGACCUCUGCCAACGCGCACUCGUCUCGGAGCCAUGCGGUGUUCCAGAUCAUCCUCCGACGGAAAGGAAAGCUGCACGGCAAGUUUUCCCUCAUCGACUUGGCUGGGAACGAGAGGGGAGCCGACACGUCCAGUGCAGACAGGCAAACGCGGCUCGAAGGUGCCGAAAUCAACAAGAGCCUCUUAGCACUCAAGGAGUGCAUCAGAGCCUUGGGUCGAAACAAACCUCACACUCCCUUCAGAGCGAGUAAGCUCACUCAGGUGCUACGAGAUUCCUUCAUAGGUGAAAACUCCCGCACGUGCAUGAUCGCUACCAUCUCUCCUGGAAUGGCAUCAUGUGAAAAUACUCUAAAUACCCUAAGAUACGCAAAUAGAGUAAAGGAGUUUGGAAUUAGUCCCUCCGACAUUCCCUUCUCCCAGGGGGGCGGCAGCCGCUCCGACCUCUCUCCCUCCUAUGAGUGUGACGACUUUCCUCCUUCGAUGGCCAGAGUGAAAGAACUGACCGUGGACCCGACGGCGGCUGGGGACGUGCGGCCGGUUCUGCACCACUCGCCCAAUCAGAUUGACGACUUGGAGUCUCAGUGGGGCGUGGGGAGCUCCCCCCAGAGAGACGACCUCAAACUCCUGUGUGAGCAGAACGAAGAAGAGGUGUCCCCUCAGUUGUUUACCUUCCACGAAGCGGUGUCCCAGAUGGUGGAGAUGGAAGAGCAAGUUGUAGAAGAUCACAGGGCCGUCUUCCAGGAGUCUAUUCGGUGGCUGGAAGAUGAGAAGGCGCUGCUGGAGAUGACUGAGGAAGUGGACUAUGACGUGGACUCAUACGCCACCCAGCUGGAGGCCAUCCUGGAACAGAAGAUUGAGAUCCUGACCGAACUGCGAGAUAAAGUGAAGUCAUUCCGGGCAGCUCUCCAGGAGGAGGAACAGGCCAGCAAGCAGAUCAACCCGAAAAGACCGCGGGCCCUCUAGUGCGGCCUUGCAGCUGGAAGGUGGGAAGCCCACCGCGGUCCAGCUGGGAGAACGACCCUAAAGUGUCUGCGGAAGGGGCCCGGUGGGGCCGAUCAACACUCGCAGUUAGCGCGUGUGCGAAACACCUCUGACGCCCGUCCCCGCAUCCCGACGGGGGCCUGCGGCCCACGCGGCUCGGCUCCGGGGUCACCCGGGUGUGAUGAUGAUGAAUCUCUUGGGUUUUUCUUUCUUCUUCUUUUAGUAACGAAUCGGGCUCUGGACUUGGGGGGCGGGGAGGAGGGAAGGGGAGCAGGAGCCACAGUAUUUCCUUUCCGUUCUUUGUAAUAAAACAAGACGGGCCGGGCAGCUUUCAACUGUGUUUGCGUGCAUGCGUACCUCAUCUGUGAUUGUACAUACCCCUUCCUCCCCGGACACGGCUGUGCUGUCGCUCCGGCUCCGGACCGAGGCCCCCGAGCCCAACCACUCCUUUCUCCCGGAAGCACAGCCUCAAUAAAACGACAUUCCUCAUUUGUCGAUGUAAAUUUACUUUUACUGUGCAGCUAUCUUUCCCUGUGUUUGAAACGACUCCAUUUUUGCAGGAUGUGCCAUAUUGAGCGGAACUAACAAUCUGUGAUCGUGGACAAAACGCUGGAUCAUUCUACCUUCUAACUGUAACAAAAAAACAAAACACGGAGUUACGAUUGGAAUCCCGUAGAGCGUGAUUAUAAUUUCUUAGACUUCUCUUUGUAAAGAACAAAUAUAAACUAGUUGGAGUGUAAUGCAAGGUGAAACCAAAUGGCUGUGGGUGGGUAACGCGCAGCUGCUGCCCGUAGAUCGGCGGACCACGUGCUUGCUCCCCGCAAGUGGGUGGGAUUGGAGUUGGGACUGGGCCAGUUAAUGCCCCAUCCGAGCAUCCCUUUCUAGCCGCACGGGCAGUGGAUCCGGUUGCCCCGGUAACCUCGGGGCAGCGACUGUGACCCACGGCUCGUUUUCUGGACCGACGCUGGCAUUCGAGCGAAAGGCGUCGGCUCGGGCUGGUGCUGGCCGGGGUGGGGUUGGUCGCACUCGCUCCCGCUCGCCCAGCCUUUGCCGAAGCGGCACCGGUCCCCCUAAAAACGCCCCCCAACCUGUCAUCUCCAGGGCCGAUUAUGGGCACGGAUGGACUUAGCCCGGGGGGCCCUGGCCUGCCGCUGCUGCUGGGCAGAGGGAGAGCAGGGAGGAGCGGGGGCGGCUCUCGUGCCCGUCAAGAAUUCCUGGUCUGUAAUUAUGGCAACGGCAUCGCACAUGUAGAUCUGGCAAUGUGUUUAAUAAAUUACAAUAAUGAAA